AUGGUAUUGAAUAAACGAUCGGUGGAGCAGGUCGUUCAUGGAAGCGCCCACUUGGACGGUGCCUCAAAGUCGACAACGACAAGCACUCCCAGCAGCAACGCUGCUCCUCACAAGAGCGACAAGGAGAGACUGAGCCAGAUACAACAGCAACGUAUUGCAAGACAGCAGAAGCAGGCCGCCGCCAAGGCUGGCUCGGGCGGCUUUGUCAACAACAAGACGUACGUCAACGCAGCCGGUCUGUUCAUGUUCUUCUUCUACUGUGCAAUGAUGUACUAUAGAUAUCAACAUAGAGGCGCCAUUGGAUUCGCCGACUCACUCUGGACCUGUAACAUUGCCGUGUUGUUUGGUUGGGUUGCCGUCGUACUCAACAAGCCCUACAUCAUCUCCAUGGGUCUCUGUGCCACCUUCAUCGUACAUGCCAUCUGGGUCGUUGACGUCGUCACUUGGUUCGCUACCGGUUCAUUCCCACUUGGAAAUGCUGAGUAUAUCAGCUGGCCAAACAUUACAUGGGGAGAGAUUAUUACAAGCACUCACCAUGCAUGGUUCGUUCCAUUGGGAAUGUCAUUGCUGCACAGAAAUGGAGGUUACAGAGGAGGUGCCUGGUUCUACGCAUUCCUCAUUGCCAUCCCAACCAUCCUCAUCUCGUUGCUCUUCCCCAAGGAGCUGAUAAUGCCCAACGGCGAUGUAUUUUACCUUAACAUCAACUGCGCUCACGAGUGGUGGAAGGAUGUCAGAGGCUGGCCAUUCAGCUUGAUCCCAUACGAGCAACCACAGUACUUGAUGUUCUUGUACGCCUUCAGUUUCUUCCUCUUCAGCGUCACUCAUAUCGUUCUCAAGUUGAUCAGUUACGUCACCAUCAGAGCUCACUAA
This is a messenger RNA of Acytostelium subglobosum LB1, 870 nucleotides long. RefSeq lists its product as hypothetical. The coding region runs from base 1 to 870 and encodes 289 amino acids. The transcript is spliced from 3 exons. Lineage: Eukaryota; Evosea; Eumycetozoa; Acytosteliales; Acytosteliaceae. The record is from RefSeq and is a predicted model, not a curated record.